AAGACCAUGUGUGUCAUUCCAUUUAUGUGAUAUGUCCAGAAAAGGCUAAGCCAUGGAGAAAGAAAAUAGUUGCCAGGGGCUGGCGGGGAGGGGAGACGGGGGAGUGACUGGGUACAGGUUUUCUGUUGAAAUGAUGAUGACUUCUCAAACUACAUUUCGGUGGUAGUUGCACGACACUGUGUACUGUCACUAACAGUAAAUUCUAUGUGUACUUAUCACAACUAAUUAGACAAGAGAAUAAAAGUCUUAGGGAAGCUACCCGUGAGCCAUCCCCAACUCGGGGGUUGUCUCGAGGUCGCUGGGUCAACAUUCAAGGGAGAUUCUGUCAUCCGAGAAGGGGUCGGGGACGGGCGGCGAACAUCACUCUACCGGUCUCAGUUGGAGCGGUGUCCUGGCAGCGGCCCUCAAGCUCAUAUCCAGGCGGGGCACCCGUGGCUGCACCACCAGCUCAGGGCCGGUCAGGUGGCGCUGCCAGUCCGCCUCGCCCCUCUUCUCAGGCUCUCGAAGCUCGUGGAACCCAAACCCAGCGCUCCAAUCGUCAGGGUGGCCCAGCCCCCUGCCGGGCCAAGCCACGCCCCUAGGGCCUUCCACUGGCUCCGCCCCUCCGCCUGUCAGUUCGCUCCACCGUAACCACACCCCUCCCAGCAGGCCCGACCCGUCUCUUCUCACCUAGGGUCUAGCCCCACCUCUGUGGUUCCAGGCCACACCCUCCGGCCCCGCCCCGCCGCCUGCCCAUCAAACGCACCCGGGCCCCGCCCCAUCGCCCUCAGGUCUGUUUCUCUUGCAGGCCUGGGCGCGGCCCGUUGUUAUGACGACACGGUCGUAAAUCCGCCAUCUUCCUGCGGCGCGUUGCGACAUGGAGGGCGCGAUGGCAGUGCGGGUGACGGCCGCGCAUACGGCAGAAGCCCGGGCCGAAGCCGGGCGGGAAGCAGGCGACCGCGGGGUUGCAGCGGCGGCGGCGGCGGCUUUGGCGCCCAGUGGCUUCCUCGGCCUCCCGGCGCCCUUUAGCGAGGAAGAUGAGGACGACGUGCACAGAUGCGGCCGAUGCCAGGCGGAGUUCACCACCUUGGAGGACUUCGUUCAGCACAAGCUCCAGAAAGCCUGCCAGCGGGUCCCUCAGGAGGCCCUGCCCGCCACCCCUGCUGCCACUGCCGCACUGCUGGGUCAGGAGGUGGAGCCGGCGGCAGGCCCAGAGGAGCCCGUCACCGUGGCCCACAUCGUGGUAGAGGCGGCCGCUCUAGCAGCAGACAUCAGCCACGCACCUGACAUUGUUGGUGGCGGACACAUCAAAGAGGUCAUUGUGGCCUCUGAAGCAGAGCCGGGGGACAGCGAGAUGGCAGAGGCCCCGGGCAGCCCCCGCCAUCAGGGGCCUGGGCUCCCCGGGGAGGGCGAGCAGGCCCAGGUCAAGCUGCUGGUGAACAAGGACGGCCGCUACGUGUGCUCGCUGUGCCACAAGACCUUCAAGACGGGCAGCAUCCUCAAGGCCCACAUGGUCACCCACAGCAGCCGCAAGGACCACGAGUGCAAAUUGUGUGGGGCCUCCUUCCGGACCAAGGGCUCGCUUAUCCGGCACCACCGACGGCACACAGAUGAGCGCCCCUACAAGUGCGCCAAGUGUGGGAAGAGCUUCCGGGAGUCGGGGGCGCUGACCCGGCACCUCAAGUCCCUCACCCCGUGCACGGAAAAAAUCCGCUUCAGCCUGAGCAAAGAUGUGGCUGUCGGCAAAGAGGACGCUCCCGCAGGGUCCAGUGCUUCCUCUGUGGGGACUGUCACAUCAUCAUCGGUGACAAGCGAGCCCAUGGAGACGUCACCCGUGAUUCACCUGGUGACAGAUGCCAAGGGCACUGUUAUCCAUGAAGUCCAUGUCCAGAUGCAAGAGCUUCCCCUGGGCAUGAAAGCCCUGGCCCCGGAGUCCCCAGGCCCCGAGGACCUUCCCAGUUCCGGGGAGGGCAGCCGUGAGAACCUGCUGCAUCAGGCCAUGCAGAACUCCGGCAUUGUCCUUGAGCGCGUGGCUGGGGAGGAGGGUGCGCUGGAGCCGGCCCCUCCCACCGCCUCCAGUCCCCAGCCCCUGGGUGAUGGUCCCCCAGAGCUGCCGCUGCUGGAGGUGGAGCAGGUGGAGACACAGAUGGCCAGCCAGGCCUCAGCUGUGCCCAGGACCCACCCGUGCCCUCAGUGCAGUGAGACCUUCCCAACGGCGGCCACCCUGGAGGCCCACAAAAGGGGCCACGCAGGGCCGAGGCCGUUCACGUGCAUGCAGUGCGGCAAGGCCUUCCCCAAGGCCUACCUGCUCAAGAAGCACCAGGAGGUACACGUGCACGAGCGCCGCUUCCGCUGUGGGGACUGCGGGAAGCUCUACAAGACCAUUGCCCACGUCCGCGGCCACCGGCGCGUCCACUCGGACGAGAGGCCCUAUCCCUGUCCUGAGUGCGGCAAGCGUUACAAGACCAAGAAUGCCCAGCAGGUGCACUUCCGGACGCACCUGGAGGAGAAGCCGCACGUGUGCCCGUUCUGCAGCCGAGGCUUCCGGGAGAAGGGCUCGCUGGUGCGGCACGUGCGGCACCACACGGGCGAGAAGCCCUUCAAGUGCUACAAGUGCGGCCGAGGCUUUGCCGAGCACGGCACGCUCAACCGGCACCUGCGCACCAAAGGGGGCUGCCUGCUGGAGGUGGAGGAGCUGCUGGUGUCGGAGGAGAGUCCCGCCGCCGCCGCCGCCGUCCUUGCCGAGGACCCGCACACCGUGCUGGUGGAGUUCUCGUCCGUGGUAGCCGACACCCAGGAGUACAUCAUUGAGGCCUCCGCAGACGACGCGGAGACCAGCGAAGCCGCGGAGAUCAUCGAGGGCGCCCAGACAGAGGUGGAUAGCCACAUCAUGAAGGUGGUGCAGCAAAUCGUGCACCAGGCCAGUGCCGGCCACCAGAUCAUCGUGCAGAACGUGACCAUGGACCAGGAGGUGGGGCUGGGCCCCGAGGCAGCCGCCGCCGACACCAUCACCAUCGCCACCCCCGAGAGCCUGACGGAGCAGGUGGCCAUGACGCUGGCCUCGGCCAUCAGCGAGGGCACUGUGCUCACGGCCCGUUCGGGCACGCGUGGCUCCGAGCAGGCCACUGUGACCAUGGUCUCUUCGGAGGACAUUGAGAUCCUGGAGCACGCGGGGGAGCUGGUCAUCGCCUCGCCGGAGGGCCAGCUCGAGGUGCAGACGGUUAUCGUCUAGCCUGGCCGCCUGCAGGGUCCUGGUAGGCUGGGCAGGGUGGGGGGCGAGGACCCCGAGUCCCCCAGCCCAUGCCCGCCUGGCCGAGUACAGGGAAGGUGGGGCGAGGUGUUCGGAGGGGAUGUGGGGGUAUAAACAUACAGAGCUUUUGGUUGCUUUACAAUAAAACAUGAAAACUGGCCGCUUGUGGUGUUGGGGCAGCCUCGGGGCUGGUGCCACUGCCCUGGCAGGUUCCCCCGUGGCAGCCUCCGCCUGCCCAGGCCUCCCUCCAGACUCUAGUGCCUGGUCACCCCACAGGGCUCCUGACUGGGCUGGCGACACCUCGGCGGUGUGUGGGUGUCAUUGGCAUGUGGACGGGCAGCCUCCCGCCACUGCCCUGCCCAUUAGGAGCUGUGACCCCAGCUUCCUGAGGCCCCAGGGAACGUGGGAGGGGUUGUUUGCUCCCUGGUCUCCAGCCCUGGGGCCCCCCGGGGGCCGGGGAAUGAGGCUGGGAGACCCGGGAGCCUUGGCUUUUCACCCCGAGGUAAUAGCGUGUAGGAGAAGCAGCAGAUGCUGGGCCACAAACGGGGCUGGUCUCCCGGUUGUGUGUGUAGCUUCCCUGAGGGAGGCAGCUUGUAGAGGGAGGCUCUGGGUGACCUGGUUUCUAGGGGCGGGAGAAGAACCAGAUGCCAACCAUGGCAUGGCUGGCCCUCCUCCCCAGUCCUGAUGCAGCUCUGGCUGGCAGGGCCUUCCCGUGCUGACGGGCUUGGGGACGGCAGAGCAGGCUCAGUGCAUCCCCUGCUGCCCGGCCCGGGAGUCUGGGGAGGGGAGCUGGGAGUUAUUGCAUCCAGCUUUGUGGAGGGGGCGGGACAGCACAGCCCAGCCCCUCCCUGGGCCAGGGCUUCAAAUACCCACGGAGCUGGGGUGCCAGAGGUGCUUCUGGGCCAACUGCAGUCUGGAGCUGCAGACACACCCCGACCUGGACCUCCCCUCAGACCUCUCCAGGGACCAGGAUCCUGAGCCUGUGACACAGCCUCUCCACAUCCUUCAGCCUGCCAGCUCCACACCAUGGGUGGGCCUCUGGCCUUGCUGGCCGCACUCUGGGCUCUGGGGGCAGCCAGAGCCGCGGCGCUGCGCAUCGGAGCUUUCAACAUCCAGAGCUUCGGGGACAGCAAAGUGUCAGACCCGGCCUGCGGAGGCAUCAUCGCGCAAAUCCUGGCCGGCUACGACAUCGCGCUGGUGCAGGAGGUGCGAGAUGCGGACCUGAGCGCCGUCGACUCCCUCAUGAAGCAGAUUAACAGCGCGUCCAGGCACGAGUACAGCUUCGUGAGCAGCGAGCCUUUGGGUCGGGACCAGUACAAGGAAAUGUACCUGUUCGUCUACAGGAAGGACGUGGUGUCGGUCAUGGACACAUACCAGUACCCGGACCCGGAGGACGUCUUCAGCCGGGAGCCUUUCGUGGUGAAGUUCUCGGCGCCCCGCUCUGCUGCCCAGGAGGUGGUGCUGGUUCCCCUGCACGCGGCGCCGCACCACGCUGUGGCCGAGAUCGACGCGCUCUACGACGUGUACCUGGACGUGAUUGACAAGUGGGGCACUGACGACUUGCUGUUUCUGGGCGACUUCAACGCCGACUGCAGCUACGUGCGGCCGCACGACUGGGCGGCCAUCCGCCUGCGCAGCAGCGAGGUCUUCAAAUGGCUCAUCCCGGACAGCGCCGACACCACGGUGGGCAACUCUGACUGCGCCUACGACCGCAUCGUUGUCUGUGGCUCCCACCUGCGCAGGAGCCUGAAGCCCCAGUCGGCCGCCGUGCAUGACUUCCAGGAGGAAUUCAGCCUGGACCAGAGUCAGGCCCUUGCCAUCAGUGACCAUUUUCCUGUGGAGGUGACCCUCAAGUCGCACUGAGCCCUGCGGUGCAAGCCCCAUCGAGCCCUUCUGGGCAGCCAGCCAAGCCCAGUGAGGCUGCAGGGUGGCAUCGGCUGGCCUGGACAAACGACGGGACCCUUUGAGCCCUUUGCCCGUCUGUGAAGCAUGAUGCCACCACCCACCUCGGGGGGUUGUGAGAAACACCUUGCAGAGCGCUGGGCACUCGGUAAACAUGAUCCAGCACAGGGAAGACCGUACCCAGCCCAGCCACGUCGGUGCUGACACCUCCAUGUCCUUUCUUAGGCCGCAGCCCUCUUGGGGCACAAUUCUUGGUCCUGCAGCCCAGCAGGUUCCUGGCCCAAGUUCCCUUAGGGGACAGGGACAGCCCGGUCUGCCCACUCCAUGUCCUGCUGGGCACUGGCCACCUCCACACUAGGCUGGCUCUAGAAGGCAGCCCCCGUGCUCACGUGCGUGGAGUGCUAAUGCCCAAGGCCCACCUCCCGGACCACGGGGCUCCUGCUCCAGCCUGAUGCCCAGGCACGCGGGUGUGCAGGUCAGGAAGGCUGGCCGGCUGCCCCCAGCUGGUUGGGGGCCCUCGGACAUGUGGAGCCCCCACCGUGGUGAGCAGGUAGGCUGGGCCGAGGUCAUACCCCUGGAAGUCGACAGCACACUGUGGUACGGCCCCUUCGGCCAGGCCUUCCUGGGCAGGGGCCAUCAGGGAGGAGAGUGGCCCGUGCCCCGGCCAAGCUCACUGCCUAAGAAUUGGGAGCAAGCAGAGCUGGGUACACAGGGUUACUGACAGGGGCCCCCUGAGGUUUCUGGUUUUCGAAGCAGCUCAUCUUUGGCAGGAUUUGGGAAAUGGCCUGAAUUACAUGGGAGGGAAAGACCUGGUUUCAGAAGUUUGGACAAGCUUUUCUUGCUAGAUCUUUCCAACGUGAGAAUUAGGACACUAGCAAGGUAAAACAUCUCGCAAGAAAUGCCUCCCUCAUCCCUCUCCAGGUCACCCCCACUUCUCCGAACACGCCUUCCACCCCAAAGUGGUGCAAGACCUUUCCCCUGGCGGGGUUUUGGGUGACUUGUCAGGGCCCACAACUCCCUGGCCUCCUGCCUCCAGCAAUCAGGCAUUCCACCGCCAGGGAUGGGAAAGCCAAGCACUUUAUUCAGCUCUGGCAGAGGAGACACUGGUGACAUCAUGGGGGUCCAGAAGGCACCCCCUGCCAGUUAACGAUGCCCGGAUCAAGACACUGCUUGCCAGUUGCGACCCCUGCCCACCCCCCAGGCACAAAAGGCACUCCGGUGGGGACCAGCCUUGGGGCUGUAGCUGGGAGGAACAGGGUCUUCUAGGAGGAUCAGAAAAACAAAGCUGCAAUUACUUCUAUGCGGCAAAGUACCUUAUUUAGAUCCCUUGGGACCACAGGGCCCCCCAGAAGGGUGCAGGGGCCACCGGGCCCUUAGCCUUUCUUUUGUUUGAGCUUUUCUAAGUACGUCUGCAGGGACUUUUGGAUGGCGUCUUUGGAGAUGAAGCUGACGAAGUUCUGGAUGUCGGCGUCGCGCUGCUUCAGCAGGCGGUCUGCCGUGGCCUGGCGGAUCAUGCUCUUGGUUAGCUGCCGCGCGUGAUCUAAAGAAAACGAGGGCCACGGGGGAAGACGCAGCUGUGGCACAGUGGCAUAAGUCCCCGCCUCUUCAAGAGAGUGCCAGCAGGAGCUCUGCCGGAAACCUUAGAACGAACACGCUGUUCCCUACAGCCCGCCAGUUUCUCUUAAGAGCACAGAAGAUGACCCUGUAAAAACUGCCUUUGUGACGUGUUAUUUUCCCUUGAGUAUAUUGCUGGGGACAUUU
Messenger RNA from Sus scrofa (pig), 6892 nucleotides. RefSeq names its product E4F transcription factor 1 (gene E4F1). NCBI's taxonomy places the organism in Eukaryota, Metazoa, Chordata, Mammalia, Artiodactyla, Suidae. Gene Ontology annotation, molecular function: DNA-binding transcription factor activity, RNA polymerase II-specific; RNA polymerase II transcription regulatory region sequence-specific DNA binding. Gene Ontology annotation, biological process: regulation of transcription by RNA polymerase II. The record is from RefSeq and is a predicted model, not a curated record. Gene Ontology annotation, cellular component: nucleus.